CUCUGAAAUCGCCCCCUCCCAGUCUCCCAGACUCCCAGCCCCAGCCCCAUCCCUCCCAAAAAAGGGUUUGCCCUAACUUCUCACCCCUGCGGCGGUGCGGCCCUGCCACCGACCCGUGCGGCGGUCGCGGUCCCUUCCCCUCCCCCUCUUCCCUUCCGGCUGCUCGCCGAACGCAAUCGGAAGCCCCCCUCUUCAGAAAUCGAAGAUCGAGUUCUUCACUCUUCAGAAAUCGAAACCCUCCCCGUCGCCUCUUCCUCUUCCGCUUCCGCUAUCCAACGAUAUAUAGAUCAGUAAUAAGAGAAAAGAAAAAGGAAAAGAGAAAGAAAUAAGAAAAUGCCUCCUUUUACCUCCUCCUGGCGCCUCCGCACUCCGAUCUCAACCCUUUCCCACCGCUUCCGCGCCGCGCUGCCCAGACUCCUCUCCUCCGGGGCCCAGCAGCCCUCGUCGUCGUCGGCGGCGGUGGGCCCCCUGUCCUGCCGCCUGGGUUCCCGCUCUGUAGUCCGAUUUCGCGGGCCCGACGCCGCCAAGUUCCUGCAGGGCCUCCUCACCAAUGACGUCCGCCCUCUCGCUGUUCCGCCCGCCGCCGCAGUUGGAAGCGACGAGUCUUCCACCCACUUUCCCACGCCCAAUGUCUCUCUCUACCACUCUCCCCCUAUCUACGCCGCCCUGCUCACGCCGCAUGGCAGGUUCCUCUACGACCUCUUCCUCUAUCGCCCGCCUCCCGCCGAUCACAAGCUCGACCGGACCGGCUCUGGGCCUGGAAAGGGCGAUCCCCACGACCCGCUCACUUUGCUCGCCGACGUCGAUGCGGUCGUCCUGGACGAGCUCUUGGAUUGCUUCAACAAAUAUAGGCUCCGGUCCAAGGUUGACAUAGAGAACGUGAGCAAGGAAUUUGCUUGUUGGCAGAGAUUUGGUGGUAACCUAUCUAACGCUGCACCAUCAACUCAAGAACCUGAAGCUGCAUCUGUUGGUUGGGGAACAGGCAUCGAUCAUGCUGCUGAAUCAUCCGCACAGGGAAAUAGUAUUGGUUGGAAAUGGUGCAAAGAUCCUAGGUUGGAUUGCUUGGGAUAUAGGGGAAUCUUCCCAUCUAACACAAUUCCACCAUUAGUUGAAUCCGACAAAGAAGCAGAUGAAAGACAUUACCUUCUAUGGCGAUUACAGCAAGGAGUUGCUGAAGGUUCGACUGAGAUACCAAAAGGUGAAGCUAUUCCUCUUGAAUACAAUUUGGCGGGACUGAAUGCUAUAUCCUUUGAAAAAGGUUGCUAUGUAGGCCAGGAGCUUGUCGCACGGACACAUCAUCGCGGUGUUAUUCACAAGCGCUUGCUUCCUUUUAAGUUUUUAAAUGAUAAUGGUGAAGAAGUUGAGCAGGUUGUAUCCCCUGGUUCAGAGAUUGCGGAGAGUAAUUCCAACAAGACAGUUGGCACUGCAAAUACGGCAGUUGGGUGUUGUGGAAUGGGCAUACUCAGACUCGAAGAAGCAUUCAACCCAUCAUCUACACUCACAAUCAAGGAUCAAAACAAGAUUCAAGUUAAGGUUAUUAGACCAGAUUGGUGGCCUACGGAAUGGAAUCAUGUACAUGAAGAACAAACUGUUGCUGCUUAAUUGUGACUAAAUUGUAAUCUCUGAUGAUGAGGGAUUUUGAGUUGAUAGCGUUUGAGCUAACUUAUGUCUGUAAUCUUGGGUAGUUAUCACUGCCUCGAUUGUAGAGUUUAUGUAGCAGUGCAAGGUGAAUAAAAAGAUUUUCAGGAAUGUCAUUAGGAGACUGACUAGUGGAGAAAAAGUUACUGAUUGUACCGCAUAUUCUAAAUUUUGCAUUUACAAGUCCAGGACUCUCCAUUAUCAAUUUUA
This is a messenger RNA of Ananas comosus (pineapple), 1848 nucleotides long. RefSeq names its product putative transferase At4g12130, mitochondrial. The record is from RefSeq and is a predicted model, not a curated record. Lineage: Eukaryota; Viridiplantae; Streptophyta; Magnoliopsida; Poales; Bromeliaceae. Gene Ontology annotation, cellular component: mitochondrial matrix. The transcript is spliced from 6 exons. Gene Ontology annotation, molecular function: protein binding. The coding region runs from base 334 to 1602 and encodes 422 amino acids.